Messenger RNA from Closterium sp. NIES-67, 2276 nucleotides. NCBI's taxonomy places the organism in Eukaryota, Viridiplantae, Streptophyta, Zygnematophyceae, Desmidiales, Closteriaceae. The record is from the annotation of a GenBank genome assembly.
GGUCCCACCAUUGCCAUGGACAUGGCUUCACUACCUUGACUGAACUCAACCCAGUCUCGUAUUUCAACGUUGCGUUUCCCGCCAUGCCGUCAGCUCUCGUAACAUGGCUUGAGGAUCACGGUGCUCGCAUAUACGGCUGCGAAAUUCGCCAAUGCCUUGCAAAAACUUCGCCAUCCGUCGCGUCAGUCCCCUCCAUGUCAUCAGAAUCCAACCUCGUGACGACUGAUUCACGAGUAGGAGACGUCAGGGCCAGUGAUCGAUCAGCUAUCGUGGGAGAAGACUCGCAAGCAUACUCGAGUGACGCCACGACUGGCGAUUCCGCUACCACGGAGGGGGAAGCUGCAGAACGGGGGGCUCGGACGGGUGAUCAUGCCCCCUCCAGUGCCGGAUUUGGCGUUUUCCUAUCCAGAUUGGAUAGGGAUGAGCGAAAAUGCACCGUCGAUGGAGACACCCUGCUUCUCUCAGUGCCCCUCUCUCUCCUCCUCUCCGCGCCCACUGCCCUUCAAGACCCCCUCUACGGAUCCACCCUCCGCCGCCUGCACGCCCAAGGCCUGCUGGAUCACCGCAUGCUCGUCAUCCUCCUCCUCCUGCUGCACCGAUGCCACCAGAAAGACCGCUCCUUCUGGGCUCCGUACCUCGCCUGUCUUCCGCAGUCAUUUGACUCGCCCCUGUGGUUCGACCAGGCCACGCUGGAGGAGCUCACAGGCACACCUCUGCACGCGGCUGCAUCCGCACAGAGGGCCAACUUGAGGCGUGUGUAUGAAGAACAGGUGGAGCCGCUCUUUGUUGUUGUGGUGGGGGAAGCAGAGGACGGGCGCAGUGGAGACGCCUCCACCAGCAUCUCCCUGUACGACUUCCUCUGGGCCAAUUCCAUCUUCUGGUCGCGAGCUCUCAGCCUCCCCCUCACUCCCUGCCGCUCUGCUUAUGCUGAUGUCGCUGGCGCUGGUAAUGCUGAUGAUGCUACUGUUACUGCUGACGCUGACGCUGAUACUGCUGAUGCUGGUGAUGCUGGUGAUGCUGGUGAUGCUGGUGAUGCUGUUCGCGAUGCCACUCCUGCGUCUUCCGCGUCACGCUGUCUGGAGGCGAUUGUCCCUGGAAUCGACUUCUGCAACCACUCCAUGCUUCCCUGCGCUCGAUGGGAGGUCUUCACAGCCAAUCAGCUCACGCGCUUUUCUGGAAAGAGUGGCAACGGGGGAGAAGGCGAUGGGAUGGGAGACGGAGGGGUGGCAGGUUCAGCGUCAGUCGCACAGCCACUUGACCCGAUGACCAACUCUGAUGCUGUGUGCCUGCUGCAAGUGUUGCCCACUGUGGGGAGCAACGAGGUGACCAUCAGCUAUGGGGACAAGGGCAACGAGGAGCUUCUGUUUCUCUACGGCUUUGCCAUACGUAACAACCCCCACGAGCGCCUCAUGCUCAACUACCCCGCUGCUCAGCUGCAGGACGACCCAUGUGCCGACACCAAGCUGCAGCUGCUCGCAAUCCAGGACCUCUCACUACAGUGGAUCAUUCCUCGUUGCCCGAAGAAUCCAAAGAUUCUUCAGGGGCAGCAUGAGGACCAGGAGCAGCAGCAGCAGGAGCCACAGCAGCAGCAGCAUGAGGCACAGGAGCAGCAGCAGCAAGAGCCGCAGCAGCAGCAGCAUGAGGCACAGGACCAGGACCAGGAGAAAUGGCAAGCGCAGUGCAAGGAAGAGGGGCUGCAGGAGAAGCAGCAGCAGCAGGAAAAGGAGGGGGGGCAUGAGCCUGGAGACCUGUUUCCCCACGGCAUGAUGGCGGCACUGCGAGUGCUCUCACUCACUGAACUGCAGGUGGUUGCCGCCACAACAAUACUCAUGGAGUGCAAGGCAGCUGCAGGGGAGGCUCCUCUCAACCCUGCAGACGCAGAGGAGGCAGUGAGGGAGGCAGGAGGGGGGGAUGCACAGCCGCUGCUGCUGCUGCAACAGCUUCUGCAGCAAAGACUCGACAACAUGCUACAAACAGGGUCUUCCGAAGAUGAUGCAGCUUGGCUGCAUGCACAUGCGCGCACUGGUGUGCUUGAUGAUAAGAGUAUGCGGCACAAAGCCCUCUGUGUGGUUUACCGCCUGGGUCAGAAGCUAUUAGGUCAAGAGUUGCUUACUAGUGCUCGCACAUGCAUCCUGUGAGACAUACGGGUGGGUGGUACAAUAGCAGAUGCUGAGAAUGGUGGAUAUAAGUGAGUGGAUGUAGGUACUGGCAGCAUCUGCCAUGUGUUAAGGCAUAUAAGUGAAGGUGGUAAUUUGUUAUUUGUGGGGUAUUUAAUC